AUGAGAUCCACAGGCUACAACGCUUCCAAAGCGCGAGACGAACCCAAGAAUACAAUCGCCGACGCUGAUGUCCACAGUCCCAGCAAGACUCGCACGAGAGAAGGCAAGAGUCUGGAGGGGAGACAGUCGUGCGAGUAUGAUGCACCAGAAGACUACGGCAACCUCGACGAGAUGGUCGCCGACCCCGUCGCGCAUAAACCCAGGCGUCAUCGUCCGGGGAGAGGCGAGAGCCUAGAGGAGGUGCGAUCGCCUCAACGGGCUUCCGACCUCGAGAUGCAAGACACAACAACGCCCGACGAGCAAGACGAGCCCGAGACCCCAAACUCGAAACCCACCGCACACGUCUCUAGGUUGGCCACGGAGGUGUAUACACUUUCGUAUCUCGUCUUUUUCGCCAUCUUCGGCACGAUUGCCCGUCUGGGCCUGCAGGCUCUGACGCUCUAUCCCAGCGCCCCAGUCUCCUUUGGCGUGCUGUGGGCCAACGUCGGCGGCAGCCUGGUCAUGGGCUUCCUAAUCGAAGACCGCAGGCUUUUCAAGCAGGAAUGGGGUACACCCAACUACCACAGAGAAAUCACCAAAGCCCGGCGCCGCGGGCAAGAUGCAGAUGACAGUGGCGCCUCCAGCGACCUCGCGGCCGCGAAGAAGGCGCAUCUCGCAACCAAGAAGACUAUACCGCUCUACAUCGGCCUCUCCACGGGCUUCUGCGGCUCCUUCACCUCAUUCUCCUCCUUCAUCCGCGACGUCUUCCUCGCCAUGGUCAACGAUCUCCCCCGCGCCGGCGGAGCGACCCCCGAAUUACGGACCGGAGGGCAGUCCUUCAUGGCGAUGAUGGCUAUCAUCAUUGCCACUGUAGCCCUAAGCCUCUCGGCCCUCAUCUUUGGUGCCCACCUCGCCAUCGCACUCGAAGGGAUCACCCCCUCGAUCCCUUAUCUCCUCGGCCGCAAAGUCAUGGACCGCUGCGCCGUCCUCUUCGGCUGGGGCGCUUGGCUCGGCGCAAUCCUCCUCGCCAUCUGGCCGCCCCACGAUGCCUGGCGAGGUCGCGUCAUCUUCUCCAUCGUGUUUGCGCCGCUUGGCUGCCUUGCGCGCUUCUACGCCAGUUUGCUACUUAAUGCGCGGGUGCCGUCGUUUCCGAUGGGUACCUUUGCAGUUAACAUCGCUGGCGUUGCCGUGCUGGGUAUGUGUUGGGAUCUGGCGCAUGCGGGGCUGGGCGGCGUGGUAGGGUGUCAGGUUUUGCAGGGCGUCGAGGACGGAUUCUGCGGGUGCUUGACGACUGUUUCGACGUGGGUUGCUGAGUUGACUGCGCUGCGACGGAGACAUGCUUAUAUUUAUGGCCUGGGCAGUGUUGUGGUGGGGUUUGCGAUGAUGGUCAUCAUCAUGGGUGCUGAGAAGUGGACAGACGGGUUCACGCCUCUGAUGUGUACCCAUUGA
Colletotrichum acutatum is the source of this 1428-nucleotide messenger RNA. RefSeq names its product CrcB-like protein-domain-containing protein. Gene Ontology annotation, molecular function: fluoride transmembrane transporter activity. The record is from RefSeq and is a predicted model, not a curated record. The coding region runs from base 1 to 1428 and encodes 475 amino acids. The transcript has a single exon. Gene Ontology annotation, cellular component: plasma membrane. NCBI's taxonomy places the organism in Eukaryota, Fungi, Ascomycota, Sordariomycetes, Glomerellales, Glomerellaceae. Gene Ontology annotation, biological process: fluoride transmembrane transport.